Striga hermonthica is the source of this 366-nucleotide messenger RNA. Lineage: Eukaryota; Viridiplantae; Streptophyta; Magnoliopsida; Lamiales; Orobanchaceae. The record is from the annotation of a GenBank genome assembly.
AUGAACCAUCUCUCAUGGACAAUACUAAUACUUUGUGUGUCAUCCUUCACAUUUGUCGUCGCAUCACCUUACGGGACUCGACCAAGUAAUCACUAUCACGCGGGAUUCGUUUCGCCGGGCUUCUCGAAAUGUGACGGGAUUACGGGUGAUUGUACAUACGGCCAAGAAGAAAACAUGAUGGAGUCGGAUAUAAGCCGGCGUAUGUUAGCUCAGUCGGGUUAUAUUAGCUACGGUGCGCUGCAGAGGGACAAUGUCCCGUGCAGCGUGAGAGGAAAUUCGUACUAUAACUGCAAUUCGCACGAGCAGGCUAACCCGUACGAGCGUGGUUGUACUCAGAUCACAUAUUGUGCUAGGAAUAAUCACUAG